AUGCAUGUCUUUGUCACUGGUGCAACUGGCUUCAUUGGCCAAGCCGUGGUCCAGGAGCUUCUCGAUGCCGGUCACAGUGUUGUCGGCCUUGCUCGCUCAGACGCAUCGGCAGCUGCGCUGAAGUCCAAGGGCGUCGAUGUGAUCAAAGGCUCUCUUGAAGAUCUUGAAGCUAUCAAGAAGGGCGCCUCCGAGUCAGACGGUAUUAUCAAUCUCGCCUUCAACCACGACUUCACCAAAUUUGCAGAGAACGCCAAGAUCGAGUACGCCGCUAUCAUGGCCAUGGGCGACAUUCUGACAGGAACCAAUCGCCCCAUGGUACUCGCAUCCGGCACUAUGAUGCUGCCCAAGGGCAAGCUUGUUACAGAGGAAACAGGCCCCGACUUGGACUCUCCUGUGAAUGUUCGAGCCUCAACUGAACAAUCGGUGGACACGCUUGCGUCCCGAGGCGUGCGAGCCAGUGCCGUUCGUCUUUCACCCACAGUCCAUGGGGACAAUGAUCAUGGAUUCAUUUAUCGGAUCACCCAAGUGGCACGUGCCAAGGGUGAAUCUAUCUAUCUUGGCGAGGGUCUCAACCGAUGGCCUGCCGUUCACCGCUUCGAUGCUGCACGCCUCUUCCGUCUUGCUCUCGAAAAGGGCGUUGCGGGCGCUAGAUAUCACGGUGUGGCUGAGGAGGGUCUCAGAUGGAAGGACAUUGCGGAGGCCAUUGGCAAAUCGGCCGGGAUUCCGACUUCGUCCAUUACAUUCGAGCAAGCUGCCGCGCAUUUUGAUGGUGGCUUUAUGGGACAUGUCAUUGGUGCUGACAACCCAGCAUCUAGUAAGAAGACACAGGAGGAGCUCGGAUGGACUCCUACUGGGCCGACUUUGCUCACUGAUAUCAACGAUGGGGUGUACACUCAAGAUUGA
This is a messenger RNA of Penicillium subrubescens, 903 nucleotides long. Its product is annotated as SDR family oxidoreductase. NCBI's taxonomy places the organism in Eukaryota, Fungi, Ascomycota, Eurotiomycetes, Eurotiales, Aspergillaceae. Bases 1 to 903 code for a protein of 300 amino acids. The transcript has a single exon. The record is from RefSeq and is a predicted model, not a curated record.